This is a messenger RNA of Echinops telfairi (small Madagascar hedgehog), 730 nucleotides long. RefSeq names its product general transcription factor IIA subunit 2 (gene GTF2A2). The transcript is spliced from 5 exons. The coding region runs from base 140 to 469 and encodes 109 amino acids. The record is from RefSeq and is a predicted model, not a curated record. Lineage: Eukaryota; Metazoa; Chordata; Mammalia; Afrosoricida; Tenrecidae. Gene Ontology annotation, cellular component: transcription factor TFIIA complex. Gene Ontology annotation, biological process: RNA polymerase II preinitiation complex assembly; transcription initiation at RNA polymerase II promoter. Gene Ontology annotation, molecular function: RNA polymerase II general transcription initiation factor activity; TBP-class protein binding.
GUUUCUACGGCUGCUGAAGAGGUGGUCGGUCGGCAAGUGGGCUCCUCCGCUGGGCUUCCGUGCGCUCCGCGGCGGGAAGCGCCUGCCCUGCAGGAUAUCAAUGCAAGCCUGAGUAAGAAAAACACCUCCCACUUAAGCCAUGGCGUACCAGUUAUACAGAAACACCACUCUGGGGAACAGCCUUCAGGAGAGCCUCGAUGAGCUCAUACAGUCUCAACAGAUCACUCCUCAACUCGCCCUUCAAGUUCUUCUUCAAUUUGAUAAGGCUAUAAAUUCAGCCCUGGCUCAGAGGGUCAGGAACAGAGUCAAUUUCAGGGGCUCUCUAAAUACGUACAGAUUCUGCGAUAAUGUGUGGACUUUUGUUUUGAAUGAUGUUGAAUUCAGAGAGGUGACAGAGCUUAUUAAAGUGGAUAAAGUGAAAAUUGUAGCCUGUGAUGGUAAAAAUACUGGCUCCAGCACUACAGAAUGAUUAAAGAAACGGGCUUUCUCUUGCCAUCUUCUGUUUGUCGCUGUUUGAGGAGAAGCCUAGAAGAGACUUUAACUUACUCUUGCAGUGCAGAAGUGGCUCACCUGUGCUACACUGGCACAGAAUUCCCCUCGGAAGCAGCUCGUAACUGUAACCUCUUACCUUUAUUAUACAGCAUGGGAAACUGAACUUUUUUUUAAUGACAAAUCAGAAGCUGUUGCCUUCCUACAAACGUUCUGUAAUAAACUCAUUUUAAAAUGUAAA